AUGGGCAAAGGGUUAAAAUUAAAUAAAAAUAAUAAAAAGGGUCAAAAAAAUUUACAAAAAGCGCAACAAAAAGUUAGAAAAGUUAAAGCAAGAAAACAAGAGAAAUUACUCAGUUCAAGUUUAAACCCAGUAUUACAAAAACAACAACUUAGUACAGUAAAUAAAAAACUUUUAUUACAAGAGAAGUUUGACAAAAAGAAAAAAGUUAUAAAGAAGAUAACCAACAAGAGAUUAGAAGAUGUAGAUGAUAUUUCAGCAGCAGAUUAUAAAAAGUCUGAAGAGAAUACAUUAAAGCGUGUUAGAGACCAUGUUUACGACGAUGGUGAUGAUUUAGAUAACUACGAUAUUUUAGGAAGCGACGAUGAAUUACCACAAGAGAAUAUAUUCACAUUCGAUGCAAGCGAUAUUGGUAGCACCGAUUUUAUGAAUGAUGAACAAGUAGCAAAAUUCAAGAAUCAUUUAAAGAAAAACAAGAUGACAAAAGAAUUCGCAGCAUUGGAUAGAAACUCUCACAACAAAAACUAUGAACCACGUGAUGAAGACGAUGAAGAAGAGACAAUCAAUAAAACCAAGUUAUCUAAAAGAGAAAAAGAGAAACUUAAAUUAGAAAAGAAGUUGGUUGAAGCUAAAAUGGUAGCAUUUAAAAAAAUGGAUCCAAUAAAGAAGCGUUAUUGGAAGGAUACCCAAAAGAAUAUCACACAAGAGGAGCUUCGUGAUCAGCGUAUUAAAAUUAAAGCUAAAGUUGAAACAAGCUAUCAAGGUCAAGAGGUACCAAGACCAAUUCUUAGUUUUGAUGAUCCAGAUCUUCCUAAAUCAAUGAAGAAGUUUAUAGAUUUCCUUUGUAACAAAUAUUCAUCGUUCACACAACCAACUCCAGUUCAAUCACAAUGUUGGUCCGGUAUAUUAAGUGGUCAAGAUAUUCUUUCAAUUGCACAAACUGGUAGUGGUAAGACACUCGGUUAUCUUAUACCAGCCAUUCCAAAUAUUUUAGAACACUUGCGUUUACGUAAAGCAAAAAGACAAACUAUGACCGAAGAAGAAAAGAAAGAAAUGAAAAAGAAAUCAAACCUUUUCAAGAAUUCAAAUAUGGGUCCAUUAGUAUUGAUUAUUGUACCAACUAGAGAGUUAGCACAACAAGUAGAAUCAAGUUGUAAACCACUUCGUUCAAAAUUCAAUAUUCACAGUGUUGCAAUUUAUGGUGGUGUUGAGGCUCAACAACAAAAAGAAAUCCUUAGCCAAGAACACAAUGAAAUCGUUAUUGCUACACCAGGUCGUUUAGUUGAUCUUAUUCAAAGAUCUGAAGAUAUUGUUGGUUUAUUAGGUGGGGUCGGUAUGUUAGUCUUUGAUGAAGCCGAUAGAAUGCUUCAAUUAGGUUUUGGUGAUCAAUUACAAAAAAUUUCCGAACAAAUUAGACCAGAUCGUCAAACUUUAAUGUUUAGUGCCACUUUUCCACAUGCUAUGCAAGAGGCCGCUAAAAAAUGGUUAAACAAUCCAUUAAAGAUCAGAGUUAAAUCAAGUAGUGCAAAUCAAGAAAGCUCAGCAAUCGUUUCUAAAAAUGUUAAACAAGUUGUUAAACCAAUUGUAGAUUUAGAUAGACCUCAAUACUUGACAAAUUUCCUUAAAUCAAUUAUGGAUAAAGAAUUAAAUUUAAGAAAUAGAAGUUUAAUUUUAGUAUUUGUAAAUACUAUUAAACAAGCUAUGCCAGUUUUAAAUAUUAUUGAUAAAUUAUGUGUAUCAUAUACAGGAAGAAAAUAUAAAUGUAGUUGUAUUCACGGUGAUAUGAAGCAAAUUGAAAGAGAUGCAGUUAUCAAUGAUUUCAAAUCUGGUAAACUUACAAUCAUAGUUGCAACAGAUAUUCUUGGUAGAGGUAUUCAUAUUAAUAAUUUAAGAUUUGUUAUUAACUAUGAUUUCCCAACAUCAUUAGAACAAUAUAUUCACAGAGUUGGUAGAACUGGUAGACAAGGUAACAAAGGUCAUGCACUCACAUUAUUCACAGAAACUGUUCAAAAUGUACCAAUGGCAAGAGGUUUAAUUAAAAUUUUAGAAGAAUGUAAACAACAAGUAUCCCCAGAUCUUAAGAAGAUUUCAGACAAUUUUAUGGGUGAAGUUUCAAAUGAUGACUUUGAUUCAAUUAAAAAAUUAUUAAAGCAAGACGAAGAAGAAGAAGAAGAAGACAAAGAAGAAUCUUUUGACAGUGAUUUAGAAGGUAGUUAUUUCGAUUCUGACGAAAGUGGUGAUGAUCAAGAUGCUAUGAACUCUGAUGAAAGUGGUUAA
This is a messenger RNA of Dictyostelium purpureum, 2274 nucleotides long. RefSeq lists its product as uncharacterized. The record is from RefSeq and is a predicted model, not a curated record. Gene Ontology annotation, cellular component: ribonucleoprotein complex; nucleus; cytoplasm. The coding region runs from base 1 to 2274 and encodes 757 amino acids. NCBI's taxonomy places the organism in Eukaryota, Evosea, Eumycetozoa, Dictyosteliales, Dictyosteliaceae. Gene Ontology annotation, molecular function: ATP binding; RNA binding; RNA helicase activity. The transcript is spliced from 2 exons.